AUGCUGUUCGCUAAGCUCUUCUUCUUGCUGGUGGCCGCCUUGGCCUCCACAGUAUCUGCCCAGGCCGUUUUUGCCCAUUUCAUGGUGGGAGUGGUCCAGUCCUACAACGUUGACCUCUGGAAGAAGGACAUUCAGCUGGCCUCCGAAGCAGGAAUCGACGGCUUCGUCCUGAACAUUGCUACUCCAUACGGCAAUAUCGCCCCCCAAGUCGCAAAUGCCUUUCAGGCCGCAAACCAACUCGGCUCCAGAUUCAAGCUGCUCUUUUCCUUCGAUUACCUCGGCGGUGCGGGACCAUGGCCUGCCAAUGAGGUCAUCAACAUCCUAAAGCAGUACGGCCCAAACGCAGCUUACUACAAGUACAACGGGAAGCCGCUUGUUUCCACCUUCGAAGGAGUGAACAACAUUAACGACUGGCCGAACAUUCGCGCCUCUGUGCCUGGCGGCAUCUUCUUCCUCCCAGACUGGGCCUCGCUCGGCCCCGGUGGUUUCUCCGCCCACCUCGACAAAGUCGAUGGUGCCUUCUCCUGGGACAUGUGGCCGGAGGGCCCGAACAGCAUGACGACUGCUAGGGACCAGGAAUGGCAGAGAAUGCUCGGCUCGAAAGCCUACAUGAUGGGCGUCUCACCCUGGUUCUUCACCAAUCUCCCUGGAUAUGGCAAACAGUGGACCUGGCGUGGUGAUUCUCUGUGGUACGACCGGUGGGAGCAGGUACUAGCCCUCAAGCCCGCUUUCGUUCAGAUCGUGACCUGGAACGACUAUGGUGAAAGCCACUACAUCGGACCCAUCUACCAACCUGGGGUCCUUUCAGGCCCGAACACGAAUGCUCGCGCGUACGUUGAUGGGAUGCCGCACGACGCCUGGCGCAACCUUCUACCGUACUACAUUGCACGGUACAAGACCGGCUCAGCUGCGAUCCCGAACGACAAGCUGAGCUACUGGUACCGCCUGACGACCGCCGCGGCCGGCAGCGCCAACGGUGUGACAGGCAAUAACUGCGCUUAUCAGAGGUGUUACAACCCGAACGAAAUUGUCCAGGACAAGGUCUUUGUGACUGCCCUUGUCAAGGCCCCGGCUGUAGUGAAGGUGCAGAUCGGUUCCAACCAACCUGAUACAUUCCAAGCCACUGUAGCAGGCGCGCGGCAUUUCACUACCCCGUUCAAUGGUCGGACUGGUCCGGUCAGGGUCUGGAUCGAACGGAACUCGCAGUCUGUCCUAUCUAGUACCGGUACAGCGAUCUUGGCACGUCCGGCAGACGGAAUCACCAACUACAACGCUUGGGUUGGUGGAGCUUGA
Molecule: messenger RNA, 1293 nt
Organism: Coniosporium apollinis CBS 100218
Lineage: Eukaryota; Fungi; Ascomycota; Dothideomycetes
Exons: 2
Coding region: 1-1293 (430 amino acids)
Biological process (GO): mating projection tip cell wall disassembly
Molecular function (GO): glucan endo-1,3-alpha-glucosidase activity
Source: RefSeq, a predicted model, not a curated record